Molecule: messenger RNA, 492 nt
Organism: Vittaforma corneae ATCC 50505
Lineage: Eukaryota; Fungi; Microsporidia; Nosematidae
Exons: 1
Coding region: 1-492 (163 amino acids)
Biological process (GO): RNA polymerase II preinitiation complex assembly; transcription initiation at RNA polymerase II promoter
Cellular component (GO): nucleus; transcription factor TFIID complex
Molecular function (GO): transcription coactivator activity; protein heterodimerization activity
Source: RefSeq, a predicted model, not a curated record
AUGAGUUCAGAAGAAACAGAUAAAAAUGAACUGGAGUUAAUUGAAAAAGAAAGCCCAAAAGAGGUAGAAAAGAGAGAUGAUACAGACAAAAGGGAGAAUUUAGAAAGUGACUCAUCUUUGGAAGAAAGUCUUUUCUCACAGGAAUCACUCUACAAACAAGUGGAUGAUUCUGAGAUAAAAAGAGCAAUCUCAGAGAUGAAUGAAGCAGAUCUACAAAGAAAUGAAACAUUUAAAAGAUCGAAGUUCCCCAAAUCUGCCAUUAAAAAGCACAUCAGCUCAAUAAUAGGACAAGCAGUGAAUCCAAAUAUGAUUAUUGCAGUAGCAGGAUUGUCAAAAGUGUUUGUGGGUGAGAUGGUAGAAGAAGCAAAGAAAAUACAACAAGAAAUGAAUGAUGACGGUGCUUUACUCCCAUCACACAUCCAUGAGGCAUAUAGAAGACUUUGUAGAAAGAUCCCAAAUAUGAAAUUGAAUAACAAGGCACCCUGGGCAUGA